CCCAUGGCUUCACAAGAAAGGGUGGAGAUAGUGACCAAAAGAACGGGGUUCGGGCGCUGCCCCAAGAAAACUACUUACACCCCGGGGACAUGCGAGCUGCUCAGAGUGAUGAUGAAGGAAUCCAAACUGACCAACUUCCAGCAGCGCCACAUCCUGGACACCAUGAAAAGAGGAGACACUUUGCCUCUGCAGUGCAGCCCAACAUUCAGCCAGAGGGUCUCACCUUCCAAGCAGCCGGCCCCAUCCAUCUACCUGCCUCCCAUCCUGGUGGCCCAAUCUCACCUGCGGCCCGCCAGCAUGUGCCAAGCCAACGGGGCCUAUAGCCGGGAACAGUUCAGGCCUCAAGCCACCCGAGAUCUGGAGAAGGAGAAACAGAGACUCCAAAAUAUCUUUGCCACCGGGAAGGACCCAGAGAAGCGGAAAAGAAAGGCCCCUUCUGUGAGACAGGAGGACCCAGCCCCUGAGCUGGACCGGUUUGAAGAGCUGGUGAAAGAAAUCCAGGAGAGGAGAGAAUUCCUGGCUGACAUGGAAGCCCUGGGACAGGGCAAGCAGUAUCGAGGACUCAUCCUGGCUGAAAUCUCCCAGAAAGUACGGGAGAUGGAAGAUAUUGACCACAAGCGGAGUGAGGAACUUAGGAAUGCUCUUGCCACCCUUAGUGUGGCUCUAGCAACAGGACCAGGAUAGCCCAAUCUUGAUCCCUGGAGCCCACUCCUUUGCCAAGCAGGGUGGUCCCCAGGUCAGCCCAGCCACAUCAAAGGGUCACACAGCACUGCCCUGGCCUGCAGUACCUUAACACGUACACAGCAGCCUAGCCCUGCCCAGGGAGGCCGAGGCAGUUCUUGGCGCCUCCAAGACCUACAGUCACAGACAUGAGCUUGGAGUCUUUUCUAGCAGAAAGAGCCCCAUCCCAUCCUCAGUGAAAGCAAGGCCUGGGCGGUCCUUCCACCUCGGACAUGUCUGUAAGGGCAUCCACUGGACCCUCUUCCUGCCACCUCCAGCCUCUGUGUGUCCUGCUCAUUUAGUUUCCUAAACUUAUGAAUAAUUUUGAUUCCUUUCUUCCUAUUUCUCUUGGGAUCUACAUUUUUGACUUCUUACUGCAUUGGACAAAUGUUCAACCACAAUGAUUAACUGGCCAAUAAAGCACAUUUAAAAUGGGUCAUUACACAUACUAUUUUGUUUUUAGAGGGAUAAGGCUUAUUUGUUCAAAGAGAUAGAAUCUGUCAAGCACAGAUGGUCCCCAGAUACCUCUUUGCAUAUUUUAAGUGGAAAUGGGAACCAGUGCUCUUGAGCACCCCAUAGCUGGGCACUGUGGUAGGUACUGAAUUUCACUUGUUUAUUAUCUCAGUAAACUUCUGGGAUGGUUCAUUAUCCCUCCAGAAAAACUAAGACUCACGAAAAUACUUCUACCAAGGGCAUUUAACUAGCAAGUAGCCUGCUCAGCAUUAAAAGUUAGCUUUAUAUGGCUCAGCGCCUGUGGC
Messenger RNA from Otolemur garnettii (small-eared galago), 1478 nucleotides. It is a transcript of the gene CUNH22orf23, whose product is annotated as chromosome unknown C22orf23 homolog. NCBI's taxonomy places the organism in Eukaryota, Metazoa, Chordata, Mammalia, Primates, Galagidae. The transcript has 6 exons. The coding region runs from base 4 to 684 and encodes 226 amino acids. The record is from RefSeq and is a predicted model, not a curated record.